AUGAGUACUUUGGGACCACCUAGUCUUCUGAAACUGUCAGUAGAAAGCCUGCUGAGGGACAAGGACUUGGUCAUCCAUGUUCUGAAGGACCUUCCCAAGGAUCUCUUCCCACACCUAUUCUGGGAAGCCUAUAAUCGUCAUUGCAAGGAAAUCCUGAAGGCCAUGGUGCCAGUCUGGCCCUUCACCUGUCUCCCUCUGGGUGGUCUCCUGUGUCCUGAGAUUCCACGUUUGAAAGCAGUGUUGGAUGGAAUUGAUGUCCUUCUUUCCCAGAAUGUUUGUCCCAGGAGGUGUAAACUGCGAGUACUGGAUUUACAGGAUACUCAUACUGGUAAAAAAUUCUGGAGUCGGUGGGCUGGAGCCAAGUUUGAUGAGGACUCAUCGAGGAUGGAACUGGUUACUACAAGAUGUUCAGAGCAUAAAGAGCCCUUAUACCUCAUAGAAGUGUACAUAAACCUUGAGAUCAAUGACUCGUACUCAGAUUUACUCUCAACCUACCUCAUUACAUGGGCAAAGAAGAGGAAAGCUGUACACCUGUGCCAUAAGAAAGUGACAAUAUUUUCAAAGAUCCACAAAAAUAAAAAUAUUAUAAUUCAGUGUAUAAAGCCAUUGUGUGUCAAUGAGUUGAACAUAUAUGGCACCUGGUCAUUCUCUGCCCUGAAAAUGUAUGCUUAUCUAUUGGGCAUGAUGAGAAAUCUUACAAGGCUGACUCUUUACAUGAACAGAGAGACUGGAAUAUUCUCUGAAGAGCAAGGAGAUAGGAAGCAGAUUAUCACUCAUUUCAUCUCUCAGUUCCAGCAUCUGAGCCAACUGAGAGAGUUGUAUCUGCUAUCUCCCUUCAUUGAGGGCCAUAUGGACAUGCUGUUCAGGUGCCUCAAUACUCCCUUGGUAGCCCUCUCAAUACUUUACUCUACUGCUCUUAAAUCAGAUAUGAUACACAUGUUCCAGAGCCCACACAUCACUCAACUGAAGGAUCUGUGUCUACGAGGUGUCUCCUUGACCUCUUUCAGUGAGUCCUUGAGAGCUCUGCUGGAGAAAAGUGCGACCACCCUCCAGUACCUGGACUUAUACUUAUGUGGACUCAAUGACUCCAACCUUGAGGCCAUGCUUCCUGCCUUGAGCUGCUGCUUCCAGCUCAGGUUGCUUCGUCUCCAUGGGAAUCAGCUGUCCAUGGCUACCCUGGAGAAGCUACUGCGCUGUACUGCUGGGAUGAGCAGUUUAGGUUUUGAAGUAUAUCCUGUCCCUCUGGAGAGUUUUAGCUCUCAUGGGACAAUAAGUCCUGUGUCACUUCAUGAAUUCUGUUCUCAAUUCUUAAAGAUCCUGCAGGACUUAGGACACUCUAGAACCAUUAUAUUGAGGCCUAAUCCCUGUCCUUAUUGUGUGCUUCCAGUUCUUAUGUUUCUAGUUCAGAAACAAGUAACAGAUUUCAAGAAUCAAAGUUCCCCUGCUAUAUGGAAAAUGUAUUAUAACAGUCCAUUUACAUUAAUACAUGAUCCAAAACAGGUCUAA
Molecule: messenger RNA, 1506 nt
Organism: Erinaceus europaeus (western European hedgehog)
Lineage: Eukaryota; Metazoa; Chordata; Mammalia; Eulipotyphla; Erinaceidae
Product: PRAME family member 27-like
Exons: 4
Coding region: 1-1506 (501 amino acids)
Biological process (GO): negative regulation of cell differentiation; negative regulation of apoptotic process; positive regulation of cell population proliferation
Cellular component (GO): cytoplasm
Source: RefSeq, a predicted model, not a curated record